Messenger RNA from Monodelphis domestica (gray short-tailed opossum), 5895 nucleotides. The record is from RefSeq and is a predicted model, not a curated record. Lineage: Eukaryota; Metazoa; Chordata; Mammalia; Didelphimorphia; Didelphidae.
UUGGUAUAGAAGGAAAUAGUGAAAGAAGAAAAGGGAGGACAAGGAGUAGAAAUCAAAAUGCUGGGAAAUACACAGCUAGUAAUCACAACUCUGAAUGUGAAUGGAAUGAACUCACCCAUAAAAUUCAAGCGAAUAGCAGAGUGGAUUAGAAUCCAAAAUCCUACCAUAUGCUGUCUGCAAGAAACACACAUGAGGAAGGUAGAUAUGCAUAGGGUGAAAGUAAGAGGAUGGAGCCAAACCUAUUGGGCAUCAAGUGAUAAAAAGAAGGCAGGAGUUGCAAUCAUGCAAACAUCAUCUGCAAUGGGGAAAAACUCAAAGCCUUCUCAUUAAGAUCAGGAGUCAAACAAGGAUACCCAUUAUCACCUUUAUUAUUUAAUAUUGUACUAGAAACACUAGCAGUAGCAAUUAGAGAAGAAAAAGAAAUUGAAGGUAUUAAAAUUGGCAUUGAGGAGACCAAGCUGUCACUCUUUGUGGAUGAAAUGAUUUACUUAAAGAAUCCCAGGGAAUCAACCAAUAAGCUAGUCGAAAUAAUCAACAACUUUAGCAAAAUUGCAGGAUACAAAAUAAACCCACAUAAGUCAUCAGCAUUUCUAUAUAUCUCCAACCCAGCUCAGCAGCAAGAAUUAGAAAGAGAAAUUCCAUUUAAAGUCACCCGAGACAAUAUAAAAUACUUAGGAAUCUAUCUGCCGAGACAAACACAGGAACUAUAUGAACACAACUACAAAACACUCUCCACACAAUUAAAACUAGAUCUAAACAAUUGGAAAAACAUUGAUUGCUCAUGGGUGGGGCAAGCUAACAUAAUAAAAAUGACCAUCCUACCCAAAAUCUAUUUAGUGCCAUACCCAUUGAACUACCAAAAAACUAUUUUACUGAAUUAGAGAAAACCAUAACAAAGUUCAUUUGGAAGAAUAAAGGAUCAAGGAUAUCCAGGGAAAUAAUGAAAAAAAAAAUACAAAGGAAGGUGGCCUUGCAAUCCCAGAUCUCAAACUAUAUUACAAAGCAGCGGUCAUCAAAACAAUUUGGUACUGGCUAAGAGACAGAAAGGAAGAUCAGUGGAAUAGACUUGGGGUAAAUGACCUCAGUAAGACAGUCUUUGACAAACCCAAAGACCCCAGCUUCUGGGACAAAAACCCAGUAUUUGAUAAAAACUGCUGGGAAAAUUGGAAGACAGUGUGGGAGAGAUUAGGUUUGGAUCAACAUCUCACAUCCUACACCAAGAUAAACUCAGAAUGGGCAAAUGACUUGAUUAUAAAUGUAGCAUCCUAAGCAUAUUCACAUCUAUGAAUCACAAAUGACUGUGUCUCCAAGCCUGGGGUUUUACCGAUAAAGUUUGUGAAGGUAAUCUUGACCUGACCACGCAGCCUGUUGCCUAAGACAAAUUCAUUAACAUGUUCGGAGCACUCACCCGGGAAAGCGCAAGUUGCAAUCUACCCGCCCAAAAGGUGUUCCCUCUACCGUGACACCCAAUCUUGAUUGUCUAAGCUAUGUGAUGUGAUUGUUACGUGUCUAGAGGCUCCUCUUUGCUUCUUCAUCAAUAAAAGCAAAGGCAGCCCUUGAGAUUCUCUCUUUUUUAGGAAUCUUCUUUCACCAUCUCAGAUCUCCGAUCCUCUCUAGCUAUCUCUCUAUCUCUUUCCUCUAGGCCUUCUCCUUCCCCGAGGCUGUAACCAUCCCAGCCUGCAUUCUCUCCCUUAAUCUCAUCAACCACCUCAUAUUCCAUUUAUCCCCAUUUUCCACCUUAAGGAUAAUCAUAAGGGUUGCCUGCCCUAUCCAACCACUGACUUGUCCGUGUCUUUCAUUUCCACCCUGGUUCUCGAUUCCUAUCUCUCCUCGGGUCCCAUUACAAAGGUGAGCCCCUUCCCUUGUGGAACCCUGCUGGUCAGGGAAGUCCAUCAGGACAACAUCACAUGUGGCACCCCGGUUUUGGGAGCGAAAUUCCUUUGUUACAGGCUUCGAGUGCGCACAAUUUGAGGAGCCAUCAGCGAGGUACGGAAUCACAAAGACGUGAUGGGGCAGGUGGCCUCUGACGAUAAUGGAGAAUGCUGGAUUCCCACUAAGCAUCUCAAACCCUGGAGAGGACCAGAUCCAGAUCCAGAGGGAGCUGAUGGGCGGCCAGAGCAGAGCACAACGCCACACGCAGCUCCAGACCAGGAAGAGAAGCAGACGAACAACAUAGACGUCACCAGCUGAUGACAGCUCAAGCACACUGCACAGAAGCUGGAAGGUGCCAAUGGUGAAUACAUCUACACCAGAGACUCAUGUUACACUACUCUUAAUGACUUUCACUAUCAUCCACAUGAUACACGUAUGUCAUGCUGAAGUCUAUUGGUCCAUCCUACCUAAACCUCCAAUACUUAGAAUGUUAACUUGGAUGGACAAGACUCUACUUGUCUUUGUAAACAAUACCCAAUGGCUACCACACCCUGUUUUAGCCAAAAAUAUUCCUCUGGAAUCUGAAGGAGCAUUGUAUAACUAUUCAUGUUCUUCUGUAUAUCCUCCAUUUUGUAUAUCCUUUAGACAUUCUUUCAUAGGAAAUUCCUUCUGUUUAAUACGCAGAGUUCAAGCUUGGAUAGUAAAAAAUGCCACUGACAACACUUACAUAGGAAUUGGUAUGGGCAUGAUAGGAAAGGGAUAUAAAACACCACGUAAAUCACUGAAACCUAACAACCCCAAUUAUAAGAACUUAUGUACCAACCAGAUAACAAAUUUCUACAGCAAGCUAUCAUGGACAGAUUGUUAUAUCCUCCCUCCUAAAAGGGUUAAAAUGCCAGCAGCAGUAAACUUUAAGGUUUAUAAUUGGGGACCUAGAUUACAAUGUGGAGAUUCUGAAGAAUCAAUUCGUAUAGAUAAAUACAGCAAGUAUGAAAAAUGGCUCAUACCAUGCCCUACAUUCCAUAACAUUGACAGCUUAUUAGAACUUGAUAUGGCUAGUCCUCGACUUGCUAUUGAGGCAGGUCCCAUGCAGGACACACAAUGGAAAAUAGCAGCAGCCACACAACCAAUAUAGAAGUUCAAAGUCAAUGUGAGAAACUCAGGAAUUCAUUUUGAGUAUGACAGUCACACCAAUGUUACUGCAUGUGUAUUUGCUCCAUAUGUAAUGUUAGUAGGAGAUAGUCUUCAUAUUUUUCAAAACAAACAAGGAUUGUAUGAGAUCAAAUGCGUUAAUUGUCACUUACAUCAAUGCAUUGAUUCCACACAUAAGAACUCAUACAUAGCCAUAAUGUUCCAGCCACCUUUGAUGUGGUUACCGGUGAAUCUUACAGAGACAUGGGCAUCUACUCCCACCAUACAUAUUGUACAAAAAGCAUUUAAUACCAUUUUACAUCAAUUCAAAAGAAUGGUAUUGGCAUUCAUAGGUGCAGUAGUGACCAUUGUCGCUAUGAUAACAUCACUAACCACAGCAACUGUUGCAUUAACUACCUCUAUACAAAACCAAGGAUUUAUACAAGAAAUUGUAUCUAACUCAUCUGAAUUGUGGCAUACUCAGCAAAGUGUUGACUUAGCAUUUAAAGAUGAACUAGAAACAUUAAAAGAUGUUGUAUUUUGGCUAGGAAAAGAGAUUGAAGCUUUACAUACUAGAAUUACUUUUCCUUGUCAUUUUAAUCAAACAGGUUAUUGUAUUACACCUCUACCAUAUGGCAAUGUUUCCUAUGGUUGGCACACUGUAGUGGAACACAUAAGAGGUGCUUGGGGACGUCAUAACAGCACGUUGGAUGUUAUAAAACUUCAACAAGAAAUUAAUAAGUUAGACCAAAUUGUAUACGAACAGGAAGCUGAAAAAAUUGCAUCCCAAUGGGAAGCAACUCUAACUUCCUUGGAUCCCAGAAAUUGGUUCGGUAGGAUUAACUUGAUGAGCAUUUGCUCUAUAAUAAUAUUCAUACUGAUAAUUAUUGGUUUAUUAAUACUUUGGAGAAAAGGUUACAUAAAUAGGGCUUUUAUCAGAAAUAUGCAACCAGAUGUGGCCCUAUCUCGUGAUCCUCACACUGUAUCCCAUGUUGAUAUUGAACUACAACCACUCAAUAAGUAAUGUACAAAAGUGAUAAUGUCUUUUAUACUUGAAUUGAUGCUUACACCACUGUUUGAAAAAUGUAAAAGAUGGUAAUAUCUUUGGAAUGCUAUUCAAAAAAAGGGGGGGGGUAAGACAGAAAGUAUUUUUAAGAACAUUUUUACACCAUUUUAUAUCAUUUUUAAUCCUAUUGAGCAAUUUUUAUUUGAUGCUCUCACUUUUCUCCGAAUAUUUUGAUUAUACUAUGUUGUUUUCAUUUUUCUCUUAUAUUUUGAAAAAUAUUUCAAGUACUUUUAACAAUCCAAUCUUGAGCAAUGAAGAUACAAAUGUUUCUUUUAAAAUGUACCCAAUAGUAUCAGAUUACAAGAAGGUGACAGCAUUUGUUAAAGUUGCAGGGGACUAUCCUGGGAUACCAUCACUGAUUGCAUAAAAAGGGAAUUCAGAGGACACCUCAAUGGGCUGGAUAGCCAAAGCCACACACACACACAGGCAUAUACUCCAUAAAAGAUGGAUAUAUGUGGGCUGCUGAGGUUGGAGGUACUGGGACACGGUGCUUGACACCCUCAUUCACAGGUGGCUCGGAUAUCAAAGUCCAACCAUAUUGCCAUGUGGCAGGCAUCUAGGCGGGUAUCCCUAAAAUGCAUAAUCAGUACAAGGGAGAAAAAGGAGAUUCCCCUUCAUAUUCAGAGACAGUUAUCUUUUAUCUUGCUACAAAAGCACUGGCAACUUCUUAUAAUCCUAACUGUGUGUGUGUGAUAAUCUAAUGCACCUAUCCUAUGUUCUAUGGGACUACUACCUCAAUAAUUCAGGAUAAUCAGAGUGAAAACUAUUUUCUCAUUACUUUUAUCAUUAUUUUUAAUCAUUUAUGAAAAUUUUCAUCCUUGAUUUUGAUUGUUUAGUAAUAAGAACACAUUUUAUCUUUGCAAUAAUCUUUAUGAGUAAAGAGGAAGAUUUUAUUAUUGUUAUUAAUCACACUUACUUUUUUCAGUCAAGGCUUUGGCAAUAUAUUUUGAAUAUCUAUUUUUAAUCACCUCAAGCAUCAAUUGAUGAUGCUACAUGAUUUUUAUAUUUUAACUUUAGUCACAUUUCUAUAUCAAUCACCUUUCUUUUUAUUUUAAAAAACAAAAAAGGGGGAUAUGUAGCAUCCCAAGCAUAUUCACAUCUAUGAAUCACAAAUGAUUGUAUGGCGACUGUGUCUCCAAGCCUGGGGUUUUACCGAUAAGGUUUGUGAAGGUAACCUUGACCUGACCACGCGGCCUGUUGCCUAAGACAAACUCAUUAACAUGUUCGGAGCACUCACCUGGGAAAGCGCAAGUUGCAAUCUACACACCCAAAAGGUGUUCCCUCUACCCUGACACCCAAUCUUGAUUGUCUAAGCUAUGUGAUGUGAUUGUUACGUGUCUAGAGGCUCCUCUUUGCUUCCUCAUCAAUAAAAGCAAAGACAACGCUUGAGAUUCUCUCUUUUUUAGGAAUCUUCUUUCACCAUCUCAGAUCUCUGAUCCUCUCUAGCUAUCUCUCUAUCUCUUUCCUCUAGGCCUUCUCCUUCCCCGAGGCUGUAACCAUCCUAGCCUGCAUUCUCUCCCUUAAUCUCCUCAACCACCUCAUAUUCCAUUUAUCCCCAUUUUCUGCCUUAAGGAUAAUCAUAGGGGUUGCCUGCCCUAUCCAACCACUGACUUGCCCAUGUCUUUCAUUUCCACCCUGGUUCCCUAUUCCUAUCUCUCCUUGUGUCCCAUUACAAAGGUGAACCCCUUCCCUUGUGGAACCCUGCUGGUCAGGGAAGUCCAUCAGGACAACACCACAAUAAAGAAGGAAACUAUAAGUAAAUUAGGUGAACACAGAAUAGUAUACAUGUCAGACCUUUGGGAAGGGAAAGAUUUUAAAACCAAGCA